Haplochromis burtoni (Burton's mouthbrooder) is the source of this 1382-nucleotide messenger RNA. RefSeq names its product hepatitis A virus cellular receptor 1 homolog. NCBI's taxonomy places the organism in Eukaryota, Metazoa, Chordata, Actinopteri, Cichliformes, Cichlidae. The transcript has 3 exons. The record is from RefSeq and is a predicted model, not a curated record. The annotation marks the transcript as partial.
GCUUCCCAACCCCCUGAGCCACGGUCACCCCGAUAUUCACAACAGGUUAAAGAAAAAUGAAGUAAAUUUGGGCUUUGUGUUGUGCACAUGCAUGGAAACAACGGGUAGGAUGGUUUGUGAGGUAGGAUCGAUUCCCAGAACACCGGACUGAACUUUGACCCCGAGCCUAGUAGCGAGUGAGGACGGGGUCUCUGAAUGGCCCCACAGAGACCCCCAUCCAUCUGUAGCCAGUCAACAUCUCCCAGCAGCUGCUGGUCCAGUCCCCAUCAAAAGUUUAAGACCAGUUGAAAAAUGUCAUAAAAUCCUGUUUUUCAUGGUUGGAUCGUAAAAAGGUUCCAAGUAGCGCUUCAACAUGCAACAAGAAGAAAUGGGAGUGAGACAAAACACCUUUUAGAUCAUGGAUCGGUGCUGCUAACGUCUCUGUGGGAGGGCCGAGCUCAGCUUUUACACCGACUGUGAAAUAUGAAACAGCGCACAACAACUCACCUACUGCUGCAGCUGAGAGACACACAAACAGAGAGAUGGGCUUUCGAAACCAAAAUACUCACCUAGCGCCCCCAAGACGGGGGGUUAACAUGCCGAUGUGGUUUAGUGAGAUGAGAAGUUACAGAACGAGCUGCCGUUAACAGGAAGUCACAAGCUGGCCUUGCAAAACCACAAAAAUAUAAAUAACACAGAUUAUCAGAAAGUCAGAGAAGAAGAAGAAGCAGAAGAAGAAGAAGCAGAAGAAGAAGCAGCAGCAGCUUGAAAGUCUUCUUGGUUUAUUUGAUAUUCAGCUUGAACUGAACACCAACCAUCGGACUGAUGCAGCGAUGGAGGCCGUGGUGCUGCUCCUGCUCCUGCGCUCAGUCUGUGAAUGUGACAGCAGCAGGGUCAAAGGUCAACCAGGUCAGGACGUCACUCUGCCCUGUAAAUAUGACAGGAAAUAUCACAGAUCUAUGAACGUGUGCUGGCAGCGAGGAGAAAUACCAGCCAGAGGCUGCUCCAAUCCGCUGAUCUCCACAGAUGGACUCAGAGUGUUAACCAGAGCUUCCAGCAGGUAUGAGCUGCUGGGCCGACUGGAGGACGGAGACGUCUCUCUGACCAUAAAGAGCCUGACAGAGGGAGACGCUGGACGAUACGGCUGCAGGGUGAGGAUACCCGGCUGGUUCAACGAUGACAAACAUCACAUCGACCUGACUGUUGUUGAUGACCUGAGCGUCGUCACAGCUGAGGAUCUUUCUCACAUCUUAACCACCAUCACAACCAUGGCGGGACAAACAGGAAGUGAUGUCACAGACUUGAUGACAACGCACACUCAGACUGAGGUGAGGAUCACAGCUGUGCAGCAGGAGGACCACCUGGAGAUCUUCAUCGGGAACUCAGCGAGACUGACCUUCAUC